AUGAGCUACGACGACACCACCUACUACUCGUACCGGCCAUCAUCCUACUCGUCGCCCCACCCGUCUUGCACGUCCCCCAGUGCGGGUCGUCUUUCCCACGAGCUCGUCGUCGGUUUGGUCGGUUUGGUGCUCAGCUCGCUCGUGAUCGUCGUCACCUCGAUCGCGCUGCUCGGUCGACCGAGAUCGUCGGCGGUGCUGUACUAUAUCGAAGGCUUCGUAGGCGAUAAUUGGUUCCUGGCGAUGGUGAUCAAGUGCGCUGGAGCUGUCGACUGGACACGGAUCGGCGCAGGGUUGGCGAUCGACCCAGACGCUGAUGACGAUGAACCUUCAGGUCAGCACUGCUCAUUUUUCUUCUUUCUCCUUCAUUCCCAACUGACAAGUGCUGACUCGAGAGCUCAUUCCCGCAUGGUUCAAGUUGCGCUUCCGUCGUCGUCAGGAUUUCCCAGCGCUCAUCUCCCUAUUGCCUCCGGUGAUCCCAAUGGGACACACUACCCAGGACUACUCAAUGCCGCUGGAAAUCUCUGCUUCCUCAACGCCACACUCCAAGUGCGUCCCUACACCCCACCCCUCCCGCGUACGCUGCCACGCUGCCGAGCUGACCCACGAGGACCUUGCCCCCCUCCCCUGCUUUCCUCGACCCAGUCCAUCGCGUCCAUCACCCCUCUUCUAGACUACCUCGAAUCCCUCCCUUCCACCUCCAACUCCCCCAACUCGGUCAUCCCGACCCUGAGACGUACGCUCCAUGCGCUCAACUCGCCUUGCCUCAUGCGUCCACCCCCACUUCGACCGAGCGCACUCGCGCAUGCGCUCGCCGCGAGUUCCCCAACCCGAAGGAGGUUACUCGCUUCUUGCGAACAACAGGACGCGCAUGAAUUGUUGGGAAUGAUCAGGGAAGCCGUCGAGGAAGAAGUUGACAAGAUCGCUAGAGACGCUCGCAAGAACGACUCGCCGGGUUUGGGUGCUCUUUUACGUUUCGGCGAGUCCGCGGAUCAGCGCAAGGGGAGAAAAGGGGUACAUGCACCGGGAAAGAACGAUCCGUGGUUGUUGUUGACGAGUCAGAGGGUACAGUGUUUGACGUGUGCGUAUACGAGGGACGUGAGGCAUACAAGUGAUCGACAGGUCGAAUUGCAGGUGCCGGAUAUGGUAAGUCUUGUUCAUCGUACAGCGCGAAGCUGCUGGUCACAUUGCGAACUGACUUGACGAGUGCCGUCCUUCUCCAUAGGAUCGAUGCUCGUUGUACCAAUUAUUGGACGAAUGGACCAAACUCGACCUCUUGUCCGAUUACGCCUGUCGAAAAUGCUGUCUGGCCGCGACGUUGACCAAAUUAGAGGAGCAACGCGAUCGGUUAGCGCUCGUCGAUUCGGUGACGACGCUGACGGCGUCAACCGAGGGCUGCACCACGAAUCCGAGUGGAUCGACGUCAAAUCGGGUCGUGAAAUCGAGCGACGCGAAUGCUUUUGAACCAUUACUUGACUCGACUUCUUCUUCGACUACGAUCGACGCAGGACGAGCAGCACCCGCGCCGAAAAUGACGUCCUCCCGCGCGAACCGACGACGCAAAGUGCAAAAGCUCAUCAACCAAGUCAAAGAAGCCUGGGACGCGGGUGAUUACGAGAAAGAAUUCGGGAACGAGCUCAAAGUUGAAAAAGUGUUGGGGCCGGCGGGCAAAUUGGUUCGUUUCGCUAGGGUACGUGUGCGAGCGAGAACCCCGAGUUGAAGAUUCGGCCUUUUGCCCCCCAAGUCGAUAGCUGAAAGGCGGUCGGUAGCAUCCGUACAGACUCCCGAGAUUUUAACCUUUCACCUUUCGAGAUCAUCGCAUUACGCUACGGGUGGCGGUCUGGCCGUCAAGAACCAUUGUCGGGUCGACUUUCCGGAAUACCUCGACGUCGCACCCUUUUCCAACGAUCCGGCGUUCACGACGAACGUUCCGCCGGCCAGUGCGGACGUACUGAACGAAAGACCGAAGAGGGAUCUUUAUCGACUGGCUUCGGUCGUCGUUCAUCAUGGAACGCAUUCGUAUGGGCAUUACGUCGCUUUUCGAAGAAGGCCCGUUUUACCUCCCCAUUUACGCCAGCGCGAUCGAACACCAACUCAGGAACCGGGUGGAAGAAGAAGUCGUGCAUCCGAUCCCGACCCCAACCCCGACCCCGACGCGGUCGAAGCAGAACCGAAUGAAGACCUCGACCCUCAGCCUAAACGUUUCGUUGGGGGGGAAGCGAGAGCGGAAUGGUAUCAUAUCUCGGACGAGACCGUUCAGUUCGCUUCGAUACAGCACGUUCUGGCGGGCAAUCCGUUUUUGUUGUUCUAUGAACGGGUCAAGCAGGACGACGACGACGACGACGAUGGUGGUGGUGGGAGGGCGGAAGGAUGGAGGAUGCAAGCUGGGAAGGGGAAGGGGAAGAAAGUGGAUUGGAAGUUUGAGGGGAUGCAGCUCAACGAGGGUGGGGAUGGGGAGGCGGAGGCGGAGGGGACAAGGGCCUUCGGGGAACCGAGGGUGCUGAGGAGGUGGGAAUUGGCUUCGUCUUCGUUGUCGGCGUCGGCGUCGAGGAUUGAGACGACGGGAGGGGAAGAGGGGGCAAGCGGGUAG
Molecule: messenger RNA, 2587 nt
Organism: Microbotryum saponariae
Lineage: Eukaryota; Fungi; Basidiomycota; Microbotryomycetes; Microbotryales; Microbotryaceae
Source: the annotation of a GenBank genome assembly